Messenger RNA from Acanthaster planci (crown-of-thorns starfish), 3879 nucleotides. RefSeq names its product endochitinase A-like. The record is from RefSeq and is a predicted model, not a curated record. Lineage: Eukaryota; Metazoa; Echinodermata; Asteroidea; Valvatida; Acanthasteridae.
CAUGUAAUUUUUUUCAUCUCCUGUGCAGUUACACUCUCACUGUAAAUUAACUUCCAUCAUUAAGUCAUAAAUGCCUUUAGUCAUGUUUCUCUGAGUAAUAGUGGUAUGUGAUAAAAACGUGAUGUUAAUGAAGAUCAAGUUGAAUAACAGUUGUCUUCGACACUGAUGAAGAGAUGCUCUACUCAAUGAAGUAAUCCAAACACUACCACAACAGUUUGAAGAUUUCAAGCUAAGCUCAAUCCUGAUCUUGAAAAUGUCUCUGUUUAAUCUUUCAUCAGAACAGACAAAUAUUUUGUAUCAGAAACCAAUGGAUGAAUUCAAUUUUAUGGAUGAAUCUCAAAUCACAUGAAAUCAAAAUCCUAUUCCACUAGCCUGGCUGCUAUCAUUUGUUCAUAACGUCAUCAUUCCAUGUACUAGGCACAGUAAUAAGAGCCUGUGAAUCAAUCACUGGAUGACAUCACCACAUGUGCAAUGGAUGAUUAUCGUCAAUCUAGUCUGCCCUCAUGAAUUUCAGUGAGGCUAUUGUCUGAAGUCACUCCUUCGACACUGUUUGAACUCUACAAGGUGAGGUGUUUGACUCACGCCCAAGUGAUAACAUCAAUCAUGGUAUCCCCAUCAGGGGAACUGUGUGUGGUGCCAUGGUUGAAGUAUUAAUACAUGUCAAAGAGUGAAAGGUUAACUACUGUCUGACCUCUGACCUUUGAUAAGCUCCCGGUCUAAACCUGGGACCUGUAACAGAUCCAUCAAUGCUGCUCCCUGUUUGGCUCAUAAUCAACAAGGGUGGAUUGUUGGAAAUAGGUUUGGAAGGCAAGAAGCUUUUUAAGGAGUGUGCAUCUGUGGCCUUAACCUUUUGACCUUUGACCUCAACAGCUGCAUUUUGAUGUCAGGACUGGGUAUGUCUCAUCCAUUGUGAUGGGCACAGCAACUGUACUAUGACCGAACAGGUUAAAAAAAAGAAAUGGGGGGAGGAACUCCAGUCAAACUGACAUGUUAACGUACAGGGAAUGUGAUAGAACACACACAUGAAAGCUUUUACUCCGUCUCCAAGACUGGGUUUUUAACAUGUCAUCUUUUUAAACUCAGAGUUAGAACUUUUGAGAGUAAGAACUUUGAACUAAGAAGGCCAGUUUGGAAGCAUCUGACGAUAAUAUCCAGACCAGGUUGGCAUACUCCACCAAGAUCACCAUAAAUUACAUCACAGAAACCAGACAGAAUGAUUGGAAUGGUCUUUUUCACUAUUCCUAAACAUACAUGCAUUUGUGAAAAACAAUCAGCACCAAAUCUGAUCUGGGAGUAUGCAGGCCAACAUGGGACAAGAGGUAUCAAGAUUCCUUGCUUGUCCUUUAAAGAGGCCAAGGUGAUUGAGAGUGAUAAAGCUAUCUAUGCUAAGCCUUUAGUCUGUACUUAUGCCUAGAGGGAUAACUAACCAAUCUCAGGGGACUCAAAAUAGAUCAACAAUCAUCAAGUCAAGAUGCCCUCCCAACAUUCAUGUAACCUGCACACUCAUUGGCUGAAAAGUUGCCAAGGGGUGGGGCUUCAGUGCUGUCACUCUACAGAUGAUAGAUUCUGAUUGGAGAACAUACUAAAGGGAGAGUUUUGCAAUGAUCACCUGACAGAAGCUUGGUUUUGAUUGGAUGAUUUAACGAAAGGGUUAACUGCAGAGAUUUGAUUGGUUAAUUAAGUAGUAAAUCAAGGUACAUUUGAAAGAGAGUGAUUUAAGAAACUCAAGCUCUGUCUAGGGAGUGGCAGUCAUUCUUUUCAGUCUCAUGCACCAGAUCGAAGAAACAGCUAAUGACUUCCUCUGCUCAUCGCUGAGUAAGGUGUCACACUACAAGGAAUACUACACUUCCAAGAUUUAACAAAUUCAUUUCAACAGUGCCAGUUUUGACAACACCCCACACCGUUCUGAGCCCAUUCAAGAUGGUCCCCAAGACUUUAUUGAUUCUGGCCAUCCUACCUUCCCUCAUCAUGGCCACGCCCCUACCGGAGGACCCAACAUCAGGUGGGCAUACACAGGAAACUGAUUCAGAUGUGGCGGAACACCCAGUGACAGAUGGAAUGAGGGACAAUGUGACACAGGAACAAGAAAGCAUGAAUAGUGAGGGCAUCACAUCAGCCUUUGUAUCAGCCUUGGUGACAAAAACAGUGACAAAUGAGGUAAACAGCUCACAGCAGCUACGCAUACGUCUCAAUACAGAAGCACCAUCAGUCCCCACCGCUGUCAUACCAAGCGCUGCCAAUUCAACAAAUGGGAUAACAAACAUGGUGACGGACACUGUGACAGAGGAAUCAUCUCAAGUGACCAAUGUGGCAUCCAUGACAAUUGAUAUGGUAAUGGAACGUCCAUCAGAACCUACAUCUCGGCAUGAAGUCACAUCCUCUGAGUCUUAUUCUACUCCUCUGCACACAGGUGCAAUAGACCCCACUGAGGAGACAGAAUCAGACCUUGAAGACAGAAUCACAGAGCAUCUCUCAGAGAUACCACCCAUGGAGCACCUUCAGACAUUAUCCCUGCAGCCUCUUGAGAAAACUGUGGUGGAACAGAUGAUGACAUUCCCUGCUGAUCUUCAAGAAACAGCUCUGAGUCAUCAGAUACAAAAUGUUACACAACAGGCAUUGACUGCUGGAAUGACAGACCAAACACUCGGCAAAACAAUCUUCAAUAGAUCCCAUACCACUUUGAUUCAAGCAACAUCUCAAACCCAGCAGCUGGAUUGGAAUGAGAAUGAAGGUGAUAUUAGCCAAACCCCUAUCCACACCUCCAUCCCAGCCUCCCUUCCAACCCAAUCAAGAACCGUAGAUUCAUCCCAGUCAUCAACCCAAGCCCAAAUACUAACGCAAUCUCCAACAGAAACCCUCAUCAAAAUGCUUUCACCAACCUCAACAACAGUGACCCAAACUCAAUCAAGACAGGCUCUGAGCCAAAAUCUAAACCUAACCCUGGCAUCAAACCAAACCUCUCUCCCAACCCCAGCAGCAGAUCCUAUCCAAUCUCCAGUCCAAACAACCACUGAAUCCUCAAGAACUUUCCCAACUCUGACACCAACCCAAAUUACAGAAACACUAACUUUGUAUGACAAACAAUCCACCGCACAGACCCCCUUCCAAACUCGUGAGCAGACCCCAACACAAUCAAUCCCACAAACAUCACCCUUUGCCACGCCUUCCCAAUCUCAUCCCACCACAAAUGAUUCCAGUCUUGCUACCGAGACAGAACGGUCAGAGAGCAACACCCAGGUCAUAGUUCAAAUCAUUGUUGAUGGUGCCGAGGUAGGGCCUGGUUAUGUAAUCAAUGGUAUUAAUGACAAUGGGAGAAUUGAAGUGCAUGUCUUUGUAAAUACGCUUCCCCAUCAAUAAGAGAGUUCUUAUAUCAAAACUUACUGUUUGCCAAGUAACUUACGCUAUCCAUACACAGUAAAUGUUUCCAAUUUUGUUUACAUGUUUCAAACACUUCUAGCCAUCUGUCUCUGUUUGCUACGGAACAAACUCCAUUUAGCUGCUAUCCAGCACUCAAUGAGUACAAGUAUGAAAGACCUAUACGUUGAUUUCAAUUCAACUUCACGCAUCUGAAAUCUUCUUAAUAUUAGUUUUUCAAAAAGAUUGAAAAUUCAAAACAAAUUUGUGCCACAAAUGUGCUGAGUUACGUGAUAGCUACCGGUAUGUAUGCAGUUUUCAUGUUCUACCUGUACAUGUGGUUUAAAAUAAACAGCAAUUGACACAUGUUACUACUUAUAUUCAAUUGCUCCAAACCCUAUUUUAAAGUUAACUAGUGUCACAACAAAAUCUUUCAAAAACCAACCGACUCACAACAGUCUGAUCAACAAAUCCAGUGUUGUACAAGAAAUGAUGCAAAUGUUCAAGAGAAAACUGUCGAUAAGU